This is a messenger RNA of Mugil cephalus (flathead mullet), 5066 nucleotides long. Its product is annotated as fibroblast growth factor receptor-like 1. Lineage: Eukaryota; Metazoa; Chordata; Actinopteri; Mugiliformes; Mugilidae. Gene Ontology annotation, cellular component: plasma membrane. Gene Ontology annotation, molecular function: fibroblast growth factor receptor activity; fibroblast growth factor binding. The record is from RefSeq and is a predicted model, not a curated record. Bases 551 to 2035 code for a protein of 494 amino acids. The transcript is spliced from 8 exons.
UCGCCUGCGGCUGUCUCAGGCGGCUGAACCGCUGCUGGAGGCUAUGUGGAUGUAGUGUUCGCGGUUGUUUUAUUUGAUAGAGUCUCGCCUGAAUAGUAAAGCGGUGAGAUGUAGAAGAACACUUUACGCGUCUGUUUCUUUCUUUCUUUCCUUCUCGUUCCCGGUUGGUGCUCUUCUUCGAGCGGUUUCCAUGCGGACUGUCAUUCAGAAAUACUACACAACAUUUGGAGCGCUCACGUGUUUGACGCGGCUUGUGUGAUUUGUAUAUUUUUUAAAACACAUUUUGAUUCUUAGUUAUAGCGUAGUUGUGUAUGCUUUAUCCGCGUCGGUUUCAUUCACCAAAAACUUACUGUGACAGACGCGUGUUUUUUAAAUUACUCUCCGCUUGUUUCCUAAAGUCACUGGAAAGAAGGUGAAUAGCUUUUUUUUUCUUUCUUUCGUUCUUUUUUUGCGGAAUAACGGAACGGUAACAUACUGGGGAUUUCUCGUCAUUGCUGGCAAUUUAACAAUCGAAGCGGCUGAGUGUUUCUCUUCCUCAUUAGAAGAAAAGAUGGAGCUCCUCUGGGUCUGUGUGUUGCUGGAGAUGGUCCUGAUGUCCUCAGCUGUCAGGGGUCCACCCAAGGUGUCAGAGCGGGUGAACCAUCGGCAGAGCGUCCACCUGGGUCGUACUGUGAAGCUGCCGUGCCCUGUGGAGGGCGACCCACCUCCCCUUAUCAUGUGGACCAAAGACAACCGCAACAUCCACAGUGGCUGGACACGGUUCAAGGUGUCACAGCAGGGUCUACGUAUUAAAGAAGUGGAGACAGAUGAUGCAGGGACUUACAUCUGCAAGGCCACAAAUGGGUUUGGCAGUGUAAACAUCAACUUCACGCUUAUUGUUAUAGAUGACUCCAGCUCAAGAAAUGGAGCGGGGGCAGCCCACGGUCACUCGGAACAUACCCCAGAGCUCGCAGGAAAAAUGGUUCGCCCACGUUUCACUCAGCCAGCGAAGAUGAGGAAACGCGUCAUCGCACGGCCAGUCGGCAGCUCCGUGCGACUGAAAUGCAUGGCGAGCGGAAACCCCCGGCCCGACAUUGUUUGGUUGAAGGACAACAGGCCUCUGGUGGAUGACGAAAGUGGCGCAUCGGGGGAAGGGAAGAAGAAGAGGUGGACUCUGAGUCUGAGGAACCUCACACCGGAGCACAGCGGGAAGUACACCUGCCACGUCUCCAACAGAGCUGGAGAGAUUAACGCCACCUACAAAGUGGAAGUCAUACAGCGCACCAACUCUAAACCCAUCUUGACCGGUACUCAUCCUGUCAACACCACUGUGGACUACGGAGGAACCACGUCCUUCCAGUGUAAAGUCCGCAGUGAUGUCAAGCCGGUUAUCCAGUGGCUAAAAAGAGUUGAACCUGGUGACGAGAACAAAUUCAACUCCACCAUUGAGGUCGGAGACCAUCGCUUUGUGGUCCUGCCGACAGGAGAGGUGUGGUCGCGUCCUGAUGGAUCCUACCUCAACAAGCUGCUGAUAACCAGAGCCAAGGAGGAAGAUGCUGGCAUGUACAUCUGCCUGGGAGCCAAUACAAUGGGCUACAGCUUCAGAAGUGCUUACCUCACUGUGCUACCAGAUCGAAAGCCUCAACUCAACUCUGUCCCCAUAGCAACGUCCCCGAGCCUCCCCUGGCCCGUUAUUAUUGGAAUACCAUCGGGUGUUGCCUUCAUCUUAGGCACUGCCCUCCUCUGGUUCUGCCAGUCAAAACGCACCUGCUCUUCUUCUUCGUCCUCCUCCGCUCUCCCCGCUGCCCAGCGCCUUCCCUCCUCCUCAAAUCGAGACCGAGCCUGCCCAGCGCUCCCUCCUCAGCCAGCCAGCGGGGACAAAGAUUGUCUCUCUUAUGAGGACUACGUCGCCCAUCAGCAGCUGCUCCUCUCUCAAGGAGGCGCAGGGUUGGCUCCCAAGGUCUACCCGAAGGUCUACACGGACAUUCACACACACACGCACUCACAUGUGGAUGGAAAAGUGCACCAGCAUCAGCACAUUCACUACCAGUGUUAGCACGGUGGUGAGCAGCAGGCUUCGGUCGUUUCAGUUCAAAUCUUACACGGACAUGUUUCAGCGCAUGCAGACAAAUUCAUAACAGUCCACACUAGCUGCUGGAAUACCAAGGAAAGCACAUGCAAGAGACCAUGCGGAUUCAUACACAGAAACUCUGGAUCACGCAGCUCUGCUGCAGCCUCAUGUUGUGUGUACAUGGACUUAGUCAAGACAUGAACAAUGAAGAAUGUAAAGAAAGAAGGCCCUAAUUUUCAGUCUGGCAGCCAAUCCAGUGAAAUCAAUGAGAAAAGCCGACAUUGUAAUGAAACUUCUCAGUGUUUUCUCAACUGCCUUAUUUGAAGCCACAGAGAACUGUGCACUAUCGAGGUAAUUUAAAAAACAAUAUAUCAGUCUCUACUUGUUUAGUACUUUUUAGUACUUUUUACACAACCUCCUCAGUAACAGUAGAAAUACACUUUAUUUGGAUUACAACUCCUCAAAUAUAUAGUAGUUACUUAUGUAUAUAAACGAGUAUAUGGCAUUUAUCGUGCUGUUCCUCCUGGGUAAUCUAUAAAGAGCAGAAUAGCAUAUACAGUAUGUAAUGCAAUAGCUUAAUUUCAGAGUAUAUCUCAGGCAUCGGCCUAACUGAGCCAUGAAAUAACACUAAUCUACAGAAACUCCACAACCUCUGCAAGUAAAUGAGCUGAUGUUUGCCUCUGACGGCCGCUCCGCUCAAUGUCCAGCUGCUAUCCGGGGUCCUGCGGGGGGGUGGGGGAGGACGUCAAACUGUAAUACAGCUUGGAUUUCUUUUAGUCAAAGCUUUGGUGUGAUGUUUCAGAAAAGGUUGCAGAAGUCCAGGUAAAUAAACCUCCUCACAGGUUCUGUCAUUAGAAGUCCCUUUUUUUAUGGUGAAUGGAGGCAUAUCCUUUUUUAAUAUCAUCUCCUUUUGUGUGAUGCUUGGUUGACCUUUUUAGUAGAGAUCUGGAUGAAGGUUUUUUAUUCUUAAGCCACCAGCACAAAGGGAUCACCAACAAUGCCUUGACGUCAGGGGCUUUCUAGCAGUUUUUUCUACAUUUCAUGGAUCGGCGUUGGCUCUUUAUAUACGUCACAGAUUCUUGAGAGGGAUUUAUAGUGCUUAAAAUGUCUUCUUAAACACCUCACGCUGUGUGAUGUGAGGUAUGAUGGAAGAGGUUCUGUUCUACACCUGUUGCGCCUUGUUUUUUCAUCUAAAGAUGAAACGUUUUAGGACAAUACAAUAGAGUCAUCCACCGUUUGAUUAAGAAAAUGGAUGAUGUUAAUGCUAGUAAUAUAAUAUAUAAUGGUGGGAUCCAGUUUAAACACAUACAUACAUACAUACAUAAACUGAUAUCAGUGCUCACCAUAAUUAGGCAUAAUUAACUGAUUUGGAAAUCAACCAAAGCUCACGUCAGAAAUACAAUAUUUGCUAGGUUUAACACGCAUAAAAUCUAAAGAUUAUUAAUUAACCUACUAAAGCAUUUCUAAAAUCUCCAGUAAGGUUUUACCAUUUUUACUUUUUUGUUCAUGUAUUUGUGUAUCAGCACAUUUAAGCUCUCAAUGUUCCUGGUGGAUGUUUGAUAAAACCAUCCAGCCUAUAAAAAAAAACAGCUGCAGCAAACCUCAGUUCACAUCUACUUUCAACAGUUUCUCUUUUUUUUCUUUCUCAGGUGUCCAUCUUGUUGUUUCUGUGUGUGCUCAUGAAUCUGACCACUACAUAAAAACUGUGUAAAAUGAUAUGCUAAGAUAAGAUUUACGUUACAGCUGUUUUGCAUUACGGCGCUCGCUGAAAGUAUGGUUGAAACAGUGGGAGGGUGACUCUGUCCAGAGACGUUUAAGCAUAAAAAUAAUAAAUAAAUAAUGUGUAGAAAUGUAUUUAUGUGAAAUAUGAACGUUUGCCAUAGACAUGACUGUUUGUAUUAAGUCAGCAUUUCUCUCUGCAGCCCUUCCUCAGAAUACAGCAGUGAGAACUUUACAAGGUUGUGUUUAAAUAACCAUGUGACAGGAACUGAUAUAUUGAAAUCAUCUGGUGACUUCAGUGCUUGCCCUCCACCAUUUAUUUUUGCACAUAAAUCUUUAAAUUUAAGAAGGACAAUUUACAAGUGUAUUUUUAUAGAGAAUUCUCACAUUUCUGUUGGUAUUUACGUACUAGUCCCUGAUGUGUUAUCUGCACAGAAAACUGAGAGAUGAGAGAUUCACACCUUUAAGUGAUAUUUAAGUCAAAGAGAAUUCAUGUUUAUUCACUGAUUCUACUUUACAACCAUAUAACAACUCACAGAUAUUCUGAUACAUUAUUUGAUCAUACGUUCUCCUCUUACCUUCUGUGUAAACCUAAAUUAAACAGGCUAUUGCAGAGAAAAUGUGUUACUCUGCUGCCUAAAUGACUGUGAUACAGUUCCAAAGAGAGUUCAUUGAAAUGCCUCAGCUUUGACUCAGACUAGCAUUUGAAAUAUUUCAUUUCUCUCUCGUGGAGAUGUUUUCCUCGUCCUCCCCGUCUCAUCUCUUUUGAAACAUCUGCUGACAAAGUCGCCCGGAACAAUAGCUGAGCUGUGUACAUAUUACUACAUUAAAAAUGUCCUUCCUGUAUUGGAAGCAGCGUGAAAACAAACAUUUUCUGUAGCCUCUGUUACUUAAUGUUCUUAUCGUUUCAAAGCUAAUAAACUGCCAACAGACAGACUGUGUAUAUGUGCACUUACCACUAGUAUGUACAUGGAAUGCCAUUAGUGUUGAAACUAUAGAAAAUGCUAGAUGAUUUAGUGAGAGUGCUUCGGACCAUACAGUUGCAACACAUUGGCCCACACAACAUCAUAAAUGCGAAAUUGUCUUGAGAUUUUUUUUAAAAAAAAAGUGUGUUUCUAAUUUAUUUUCUUUUUGACAUGUUUAUAUUUUUUCUUUUCAUAUAAUUGGGCAUUAUACUGCAUGAAUGGACUUUGUGUUAUAGUCAUAAUGUAAGCUAUGUAGCAGAUACCAUGGUUCAUGUCAAUGUAAGAUAGUGUAUUUAUACGUUCUGACAAAAUAUACAAAAUUAUAUCGAUAA